Suricata suricatta (meerkat) is the source of this 2100-nucleotide messenger RNA. RefSeq names its product cyclin D2 (gene CCND2). Gene Ontology annotation, cellular component: nucleus; cyclin-dependent protein kinase holoenzyme complex; cytoplasm. The transcript is spliced from 5 exons. Bases 300 to 1169 code for a protein of 289 amino acids. Gene Ontology annotation, biological process: regulation of cyclin-dependent protein serine/threonine kinase activity; positive regulation of G1/S transition of mitotic cell cycle; mitotic cell cycle phase transition. The record is from RefSeq and is a predicted model, not a curated record. Gene Ontology annotation, molecular function: cyclin-dependent protein serine/threonine kinase regulator activity. Lineage: Eukaryota; Metazoa; Chordata; Mammalia; Carnivora; Herpestidae.
CCAGCCAGUUUGCGUCACUGCCUCGCAGAGCAGAGAAGAGCGAGCAGGGGAGAGCGAGACAAGUUUGAAGGGGAGGGCAGGCAGAGUUAGCAGCCCCCGAGGCUCUCCUCUCCCACCGCCCAUCCCUUUCCUCUCUUCUCCCCCAGCCUCUCUCUCUCUGCCCCACCACUUUUCUCCCGAAAACCCCCUAUUUAGCCAAAGGAAGGAGGUAAGGGGAACCCUCUCCCCUCCCCCCUCCAAAGCCCCCCAACUUUUCCAGUCCGGAGAAAGCAGGGGAGCGAGCGGGCACCCGACCGGCCAUGGAGCUGCUGUGCUGCGAGGUGGACCCGGUCCGCAGAGCCGUGCCGGACGCCAACCUGCUGUACGAUGACCGCGUUUUGCAGAACUUGCUCACCAUCGAGGAGCGCUACCUUCCCCAGUGCUCCUACUUCAAAUGCGUGCAGAAGGACAUCCAGCCCUACAUGCGCAGGAUGGUGGCCACCUGGAUGCUGGAGGUCUGUGAGGAACAGAAGUGUGAAGAAGAGGUCUUCCCUUUGGCCAUGAAUUACCUGGACCGCUUCUUGGCUGGGGUCCCAACUCCUAAGACCCAUCUGCAGCUCCUGGGUGCUGUCUGCAUGUUCCUGGCCUCCAAGCUCAAGGAGACCAUCCCUCUGACAGCCGAGAAGCUGUGCAUUUACACCGACAACUCCAUCAAGCCUCAGGAGCUGCUGGAGUGGGAGCUGGUGGUGCUGGGGAAGUUGAAGUGGAACCUGGCAGCUGUCACUCCUCACGACUUCAUCGAGCACAUCCUUCGCAAGCUGCCCCAGCCCAGCGAGAAGUUGUCUCUGAUCCGCAAGCAUGCGCAGACCUUCAUUGCUCUGUGUGCCACCGACUUCAAGUUCGCCAUGUACCCACCAUCGAUGAUUGCAACUGGAAGUGUGGGAGCCGCCAUCUGUGGGCUCCAGCAGGAUGAGGACGUGAGCUCGCUCACUGGUGACGCCCUGGUAGAUCUGCUGGCCAAGAUCACCAACACGGAUGUGGACUGCCUCAAAGCCUGCCAGGAGCAGAUUGAGGUGGUGCUGCUCAACAGCCUGCAGCAGUUCCGUCAGGACCAGGGCGACGGGUCCAAGUCGGAGGAUGAACUGGACCAGGCCAGCACCCCUACAGACGUGCGGGAUAUUGACCUGUGAGCAUGCAGUCGGGCCGAAAGGGAGAGACGUGUUCACAUCUGCGCUCUCCUUCUCUCUGGUUGUGUUUUGUUCUUUAUGUUUUAGGAUGAAACUUAAAAAAAAAAAUUAUGCCCCCGCCUAGAUCAUACUGAAAGAUCUUUUAGAAGUGAGAGAAAAAGGUCCUAUAUAAAUGGAAUUAACUGAAAGCAUUUGGUGCCUAUUUGAAGUACAACAGAAGGGAAUCCCUUGUAUAUGCGAACAGUUAUUGUUUGAUUAUGUUAAAAGUAAUAGUAAAAUGCUUACAGGAGACCCUGCAGAGUAGCUAGAGAAAAUGUAUGCCUGCAAAUAUGGGAACAAAUUAGAAAAGGCUUUUUUUUUCAUGUUAUGAACUAGCACGUACACACCCCUUUUAGGAUAAUUUCAAGGAACUGCGUGUGCCAUUUAUGGCAUCAUUAGGUUGCGAAGCAAUGAACUCAAGAAAGAAUUAGAAAUAAGGGACGCGAUGGGGGAGGGAGGAUAAAACAGUGUGUCCAUGCGGCGAACCAUUUUGGAUGUGGAAGCACCUUUGCUCUUGACCACCUGCUUGUCACUAAGUCAGGAGCAUAGCUGAAUCUCCCGUUGUGGACUCUUGCUGUCUACAGUAGCUGCUACCUAAAAGAGAGGUUUUAUUUAGCCCGUCGGACACAGGUGAUCGGGUCCUGGGUUUCACGUGUCUUUCUGACAUCGUGCUUCUUCUUCCAAACAUGGUUCGUGGCAGACACCACCAUAUUUUUAUCAAAAGGGGCAAUUUUGCUUUGGGCCAUAACCAAAACUCCUAUGAAAUGGAGGCAGAUGGAGACCGAGGGUGGUAUCUGGAAUGGAAUCUUUCAAUGUGUUGAAGAGGGUAAUGUGACCUUGGCAUCCUUUAUUAAAAAAAAAAAAACCCUGAUAUUUGGUGCUGAUUGGCAUGUCU